AUGGUAGUUAAAGCUACUCCUGCUUUUAAUACAGUGAAUGGUUUUGAUGUCCAUGGAAAUCAAUGUCCUUUACCUACCUAUAAUUCUUACCCUUGUCCUGUUCUUUGUGUCCGCAAUAUCAAUGAUUGCCCUGAAAAGGUUCGUCCUUCUUGUCCUGCUGGUCAGACAUACUGUAUUGACGGAACUUGUCGUUCAUCUUGCCCUCCUGAUUUAAAAUCUGCUUGUUCGUGUCCUGGAGCACCUGAUCUUCAAGUACCCAUGUACCAAUGUGCCGAUACUGCUAGACCCAACAUACAAAGCUUCAACUCCAAAAACAAAGACGAGCAAACCCACAGCGAAUGUGCAAACUAUUUGGGACUGUCUAAGGUUUCUAGCUGGUCUUCAAACCCUCAAUCCAUUAUGUGGGGCGAGUGUCCCGCUCCUGAUUACGGGCCUCUCAACUUUCAUGAACCUAUCUUUGUUACUGCUUAUGUUAUCUAUGGCUCUUGUGUCUUUUUCCUUCUUGUUUGGGCAGUCUCCAAGUUCUUGAGAGAAAGACUUUUCAAGACUCGCUACAAUAAGGUCCGUGAAACCAAGCGUGAUGAAUUUUUAGUUGAUGACGAAAAGAAAGGUUUGGAUGACAGUAGUAGAUCAGAUACUUCAUCUUCUAUUGAUCAAGAAGAUCAAGAAGAAAUGGUUAUCAAGGCUUACAAGCGUGAUUUCUUUGGCACUUUUACCAGAAUCAUGUAUUUCUUAUUGACCUUGGCUCUCUUGGCCUACAUAAUUGUUGUUGUUUACGAUUAUUAUGAAGCCUUCUUAUAUUUUCGUGGUAACGCUCUUGUUGAAUCCAGUACUUUUAUUGGAAUGUGGUACUUCAAUUUCAUCUGGUUUGCUGUGCUGGUUAUUUUCAAGAACCGUCUUGCCAAUUUCUUCCGUAUUCAAUGUAUUUAUUCUGAAGGCCAGUUCGUUCAAGUUGAACGUCGUGAACCUGCUGUCAUUCUUCUCGAAGAUAACAAUAAGCUCAUGAGCUACGUUCGCAGGACUGAAAGCUAUCUCAAGAGACUGUUUGGUCUUGAUGUUAUCGUCGCUACUGCUCCUUUGGAAAAGACUGGUAAAGGCACGAAAUAUUUCAUUUAUCAAUGUACUCGUUAUGUCUACCGCCCUGAAACACAACUCUUCAAACCUCACUCUUUUGAGCUUGGCGAAACCAAUGCUGAAUUAGCUGUUUUAAACCAAGGCUUGACUACUCAAGAAGCCUUAGAGCGUGAAGAACUUGUUGGUCCUAAUUUUAUAUCAGUUUAUGUUCCCAACAUUCCUAUGGCUAUUGUUCGUGAAUUCUCAACUUUCUUCUAUAUUUAUCAAUUCAAUGCACUUUGGUUGUUCUUCUACUUCGCCUACUGGCAAGUAGGUAUCGCUGACCUCGCAGUUAUUCUUGUUUCUGCUUUCGUUAAGGUGUUUGUACGUCUCAGAUCUGAAUUGCGUAUAAAACGUAUGGCUGAAUUUACUGACGAGUGUAGAAUUCUGCGUGACGGUCAAUGGAAGAACGUUUCUACCGCUGACUUAGUUCCUGGUGAUGUCUUUGAAGUAGUUGAAGGCAAGACUUCACCUUGUGAUGCAGUUGUUUUAAGUGGUAACAUUGUUGCUGACGAAAGUUCUCUUACUGGUGAACCUUUACCUAUUCGUAAGUUCCCUCUUCGUGUUAAUGAUCCUACUCCCUAUGAAAAGAUGGGUGCUGGUAAAAUUUCUACUCUUUUUGCGGGUACUAUCAUUUCUCAAGCUCAACGCACUGAACAAGACGUUCCUGUCACUGCGUUGGUUACAAGCACUGGUACUCAAACUGAUAAGGGUGAAUUGGUCAAGAAAAUUCUUUUCCCAACUCGUGUUUCCUUCAUUUUUGAUGAGCAGAUUAAGAUCGUUAUCUUGAUUCUACUCUGCUGUGGUCUUGUUUGUUUAGGUUUAGCUAUUUGGCUGUAUGCAAAGGGCACUAGUGCUUGGUUCUAUGCCAUGUUUGCCAUCUGUCAACUAGUAUCUCCAUUACUUCCUGCUGCAUUAGUUGUUGGUCAAUCUGUUGCUGCUGGUCGUUUACGUAAAAAGAGUAUCUUCUGUGUUGACCUCCCUCGUAUCUUAAUGGCAGGCAAAGUACGACUUUUUUGUUUCGAUAAGACUGGCACCUUGACCAAAGAAGGUCUUGAAUUUUACGGCGCAAAACCUAUUACUGACAUCAACAACAUUGUCGAUCAACGAACCAAACAACUGGAGCCCAACUUUGACAGACAUAUUGGCGAUAUUGACGAAGUGCCCAGGUUAAUGCAAAUGGCUAUCGCCACUUGCCAUGCUGUCACUACUUUAAACGGUCAAUUUAUUGGUAACCCUGUCGAUAUUGAAAUGUUCCGCUCGUCUAAAUGGACUCUAUGUGACGAACCUGCUUCUGAAGAAUAUGUCGACAGCUUAACACCUCCUUCUACCAGUGAUAUCAAAGCACCAGUCCAUGUCUUGAAACGUUUCGAAUUUGUUCAUGCUAGAAUGUCCAUGUCUGUUGCUAUUCUCGACACCCACACUAACAAGGUUCAUAUCUUUGUUAAGGGCGCUUACGAAAAAAUUAGAGAUUUAUGUAGUCCUGAUUCUAUUCCUUCUGAUUAUGAUGCUGUCACUAGCAACCUGGCUCGUGAAGGCUGUUAUGUUCUUGCUCUUGCUCAUCGUGAGCUUGAUCUCGAGCAAGUUGGCGGUAUUGAAGGUUUCCGUAACUGGAACCGUGACCAAAUGGAAGAACACAUUAAUUUCUGUGGUUUAAUUAUCUUUAAGAAUCAAUUGAAGGAAGAUACCACUGAAAAUAUCAAGGAAUUGAAGCGUGGUGGUACCCGUACUAUCAUGAUCACUGGUGAUACUGCUCUUACUGGUGUGUACAUCGCUCGUCAAUGUGGUAUGGUACAGGAAGGCGCUCGCGUCUAUUUGGGUGAUUAUAGCAAGACAAUGAACCGUAUCGUAUGGACUGAUGUUGAUGAGCCUGAAACUUUCCCUGAUGUCAAUGUGGACGAUGCAUUAAUGAACCAAGCCCAUACUCCUUGUGAGUUGGCUGUUACUGGUAAGGCUUUCGACUGGCUCUGUGAAAAUGAUUUAAUCAGAAAAUACCUUAUGGAUACUCGUGUCUUUGCUCGUAUGACUCCCACCGGUAAGGUUAAAUGUGUUCAACUUCAUAUGGAGCGUGGUAUUACUGCAAUGACGGGUGAUGGUGGUAACGAUUGUGGUGCUCUUCGUGCUGCUCACGUUGGUAUUGCUAUGUCUGAUGCCGAGGCUUCCAUCGUUUCUCCUUUCAGUACUAGUGUUCGUAGUGUUCGCUCUUGUGUUGAAUUAGUUCGCCAAGGUCGUGGUGCUCUUGCUACUUCUAUAACCAACUACAAGUAUUUAGUAAUGUAUGGCCAAGUUAUGAUGGCAUUGAAGAUCUUCACUUUCUACUUCUCUGUCACCAUGAGUGCCAAUAUUUGGAUCUUGAUUGAUGUUUUUAUCACUGUCAUUCUCACGUGGGCUGUCUCACAAUCCAAAGCGGCUCCUCGUCUUGCUGACACACGUCCUACGGCCAAAUUACUCGGUCCUCAAACUCUUGCUUCUGGUUUGGGCGUCGUUGCCAUAAACUGGGCUUUCUUAUGUGGUGCUUUCGGUAUGCUUUACAAGCAAGACUUCUUCCGUUGUCACGAAUUUGAUGCCUCAGCUGUUGAUAUUUCUAAAUGGUGGUUAUUGGCUGACAACUACGAAGCCUCUGUUUUGGCUGUCGUUUGUGUCUUCCAAUUCAUUAACAAUGCGGCUGUCUUCAACUUUGGUUACAAGUUUCGUCAAAGCUUUUACAAAAAUUAUAUACUUUCCUUCUUAUGGUUACUCUACCUUGCCAUUGUUUCUGCUUGGCUUUUAGCUGAUCCUAAUAACUUUGGUUGCUUGUUCCGUAUCAAUUGUGGUACCAAAUCUGUUCUUGCGCAGGUUGGUUAUCCUGUUCCUUCUGCCUACAUCGAACCUUAUAAUGUUCCUUUGGGUCACAAUGUUAUGCCUUGGGACUUCCGUUGGAGACUUUGGGGUCUAUGUAUGGGUAAUUGUCUUGCCACCAUUCUUUACGAGAAACUUGUCGUUAUUGGUCCUGUUCAUACAUGGUUGGCGAAGAAAUAUAACGUCGAUAAGGAUCCAAUCAAGGCUUAG
Messenger RNA from Mycotypha africana, 4161 nucleotides. RefSeq lists its product as uncharacterized. NCBI's taxonomy places the organism in Eukaryota, Fungi, Mucoromycota, Mucoromycetes, Mucorales, Mycotyphaceae. Gene Ontology annotation, cellular component: membrane. Gene Ontology annotation, molecular function: P-type transmembrane transporter activity; ATP binding; ATP hydrolysis activity. The coding region runs from base 1 to 4161 and encodes 1386 amino acids. The transcript is spliced from 3 exons. The record is from RefSeq and is a predicted model, not a curated record.